AUGAUAACAUUUUCUGUUUUAUGUAUUGGUGCGAACGAAAUUGAACUUGCGAUUGCUGCACCUGCACGUGAUGGUCAAGCGAAUGAAACACUGAUUUAUGCUAUGAUGGAUAUUCUGGGGUUGCGUAAAAAUGAAAUUACGUUUGAUACAGGUGCUCGAUCAAGGUCGAAGAUAUUACGACUAACUAGUAAACGUAUCACUUUGGAAGAAGUACGCGAAAAACUGGAAAGAAAUGCCACCGGAAAGACCUGA
Molecule: messenger RNA, 252 nt
Organism: Cercopithifilaria johnstoni
Lineage: Eukaryota; Metazoa; Nematoda; Chromadorea; Rhabditida; Onchocercidae
Source: the annotation of a GenBank genome assembly